UCUUGCGCCGCGGCAGCCCCAGCUACUGCGACUUUGGUUCCGACUCUGAGAGGAGUCAGAAGGGCGGCCUGCCGACGACUGCGGCACCUGAUCGUCGUAAAAAUACGGGAAACGUGCUACGGCGUAGGGUUUCCCCCCGCGCCGCCUCGGCGCAGGGCUUCGGUUCCGCCGGCGUAGCGGCCCGGAAGUGCGGCCUUGGCGUUGGUGAGCAGGAGGCGGCCACGGCCCGGCCUGGUGCCUGAGGAGGAGCCGGAGGCAUCCAAGAAGGCUCUGCGGCAUCUGGACUGAGGAAUCGGAGCCCGCCAGGGAGCAACGGGGGGCAGGUCGGAAAAGGAAGGGUUCAAGCCCUGCGGGUUGAUGCACAGGUUUCCGUCUCCAUCGCCCAGACACAGAUUUGACGUCCUUCAGAUGCUAGAUGGCGGCGGCAGAGGCCGUGCACCACAUACACCUGCAGAACUUCUCUCGCUCGCUUCUUGAGACCCUCAACGGGCAGAGGCUGGGCGGGCACUUCUGCGACGUCACUGUGCGCAUCCGCGAGGCUUCACUGCGGGCACACCGCUGUGUGCUGGCCGCCGGCUCGCCCUUCUUCCAGGACAAGCUGCUACUCGGUCACUCUGAGAUCCGCGUGCCUCCGGUGGUGCCCGCACAGACCGUGCGCCAGCUCGUUGAAUUCCUCUACAGCGGCUCUCUAGUGGUGGCGCAGGGCGAAGCGCUGCAAGUGCUCACGGCUGCGUCUGUGCUUCGCAUCCAGACAGUUAUCGAUGAGUGCACGCAGAUUAUCGCGCGUGCUCGCGCCCCAGGCACCUCCGCACCAGCGCUCCUGCCUGCGCCGGUGCCCCCGCCACUCGCGCCGGCUCAGCUGCGGCACCGCUUGCGCCACUUGCUGGCCGCGCGUCCUCCGGGGCACUCUGGCCCCGCGCACAGCCGCAAGCAGCGCCAGCCUGCGCGUCUGCAGCUGCCUGCGCCCCCCGCGCCCACCAAGGCCGAGGGGUCUGAAGCCGAUCCCGCACUGCCCGAGGCCCCUGACGACCGAGGUGACGACGAGGAUGAGGAGACUGAUGAUGAGACCGACGGCGAGGAUGGCGAAGGCAGCGGCCCGGGCGAGGGCCAGGCGCCCCCUUCCUUCCCAGACUGCACCGGUGGCUUCCUCACUGCCGCCUCUGACAGUACUUGCGAGGAACCCCCUGCGCCCACUGGCCUUGCUGACUAUGGCGGCGGUGCCGGCAGGGACUUCCUUCGGGGAGCUACGGCAGCCGAGGACAUGUUCCCAGACAGCUACGUAUCCGCUUGGCACGACGAGGACGGCGCUGCAGCUGAAGGCUGUACUGCUGAGACCCCUGUCCCGCCUGACUGCAUCCUGGCCGGACCGCGCCCACCAGGCGUGAAGGCCCCGGGGCCGCCCGUCGCGCUCUUCCCCUUUCACCUGGGCGCUCCGGGGCCUCCCGCACCAACCCCUACCGCACCAUCGGGGCCAGCCCCUGCACCCCCGCCUGCCUUCUACCCCACACUCCAGCCGGAUGCAGCCCCCACCUCUCAGCUGGGGGAGGCUCCGGCACCUUCUGUCGCUCCUGCGACGGCCCCCUUAGGCACUCCUGCGCGUGCCCCAGGCGCGGAGCCGCCGGCCUAUGAGUGCAGCCACUGCCGCAAGACGUUCAGCUCACGGAAAAACUACACCAAGCACAUGUUCAUCCAUUCCGGGGAGAAGCCGCACCAGUGCGCCGUGUGCUGGCGAUCCUUCUCGCUGCGCGACUACCUGCUCAAGCAUAUGGUCACGCACACCGGCGUGCGCGCCUUCCAGUGCGCCGUCUGCGCCAAGCGCUUCACACAGAAGAGCUCGCUCAACGUGCACAUGCGCACGCACCGGCCCGAGCGCUCGCCCUGCCCCGCCUGCGGCAAGGUCUUCUCGCACCGUGCGCUGCUGGAGCGCCACCUGUCCUCACACCCUGCGCCCUGAUUGCGGUCCUGGGCCUGGCCUCGCCCACUGUGAGAGCGACCACACUAGCUCGCAGUCAGCCACACCCGCCACACUCUCUUGAGCAGGCCCUCCCUCUCUCCUACCCGUUUCUCCUUACUAGGGCCCAGUCCACCUUACUCCUCUCCACUACGUGCUUAGAUCCUCCAGGUGGUGCCAGGCUGGGGCUGGUGAGGGACCGGACCACCUCUGAGAACUGGACCAUUUCCAGCCUGAACCGGGUGCUCAGACCCUUGGAGCCUGGCCUAGGAUUCCUUAACCCCCUGGGGCGGGGACGGGGGUGGGGUUUGGGGCCCCGCCCCUGCCCCAGUGUUAGGCUGGGCGAGGUCCCUGGCUCCCUACCCCCAGCUAGUGCUCCCUCAGGGGGCGCCUAGGGAGGCUCAGGUGGACCCAUCAUAGAAUGGAGCUGGGCCUCUGGCUCCGCUCUGUAAUAAAGGACUGUUGGCUGGGGCCUA
Messenger RNA from Lemur catta (Ring-tailed lemur), 2427 nucleotides. RefSeq names its product zinc finger and BTB domain containing 45 (gene ZBTB45). The record is from RefSeq and is a predicted model, not a curated record. Bases 416 to 1954 code for a protein of 512 amino acids. Lineage: Eukaryota; Metazoa; Chordata; Mammalia; Primates; Lemuridae. The transcript has 4 exons. Gene Ontology annotation, biological process: negative regulation of transcription by RNA polymerase II; regulation of cytokine production; regulation of immune system process. Gene Ontology annotation, molecular function: protein binding.